Molecule: messenger RNA, 4160 nt
Organism: Procambarus clarkii (red swamp crayfish)
Lineage: Eukaryota; Metazoa; Arthropoda; Malacostraca; Decapoda; Cambaridae
Source: RefSeq, a predicted model, not a curated record
GGCCACGUGCGGUUACCACCUCUGUGUGUGCUCUUCUUGAUACCUUGUGUGUUGGGGGGGAGGCAGUUGUGGUGUUGGGGGGAGGCAGUUGUGGUGGUGUUGUGUGUGGCAGAAAAUGGCUCCUAAACAAGACUUUCCACGCCGCUCCGAGAACUCCAACGGCAUUGAUCAGAAUGGGCUCGCAAACACAGGCUUCCGGCAUUAUCCAUCAGGCCGUGACCUCGCCCUCAAGACCUCUCUAACAUGGAUAAAUGGAAAGAGGAAGGAUGAUGAUGUUGGUCCAUACUGGAGAAUACAUGAUAAGUUGUAUGAUAUGACCAAUUUUAUUGACAAACAUCCUGGAGGUAAGGACUGGCUUCUGGUAACUAAAGGUACAGACAUCACUGAAGCUUUUGAAAGUUCUCACAUUAACACAGUCGCAGAGAGUAUCCUUCCCAAGUAUUACGUUAAGGAUAUAUCAACGCCUCGAAAUUCCCCAUUCACUUUUCAUGAAGAUGGAUUCUACAAAACAUUAAAAAGAAAAGUGCAGCCAAUUCUCAAAAAGGUCGGAAAAGGCCCUACAUGGACAAUGGUGCUUAUGCAGGAUGCUCUGGUCCUCACCUUUAUCCUGCUGACUGUUGCUGCAUGUCUCACCCACUCAUACACUCUGGCCGUAUUUGCUGGUAUUGUACUUGGAAUGACCGGAAACUGUGCACACAACUUCUUCCAUCAGCGAGAUAACUGGCGAAUGUAUUACUUCGAUCUGCUUCUCUUCUCUUCAUAUGAUUGGCGGAUUAGUCAUGGCCUGUCCCAUCACCUUUUUCCAAAUACGAUAUAUGACAUGGAAGUUUCUGCACUCGAGCCAAUUUGGGAGUUCUUCCCAAAGCCAGACAAAACCUUCAUGCAAAGAUAUGGUUUUUAUGUAUAUGAGCUCCUCGUUAUACCUAUAGGUAUGUUCAUAGAAGUUAUUAAAAGAAUGUGUCAUAAUUACACUGGAGAGCUUCGACUGCGCCCAGAAAAUCUACUGCCCGUUGUUGAAUUAAUUGUGAUGAUAUUAUUUGCUGAAUCUGUUGGAAUGGCUGUGAGGAUGUGGUUGGUGUUGCACAUGGCUUGCAGUAGUUGGUUUUUUAUCAUUGGAUUGAUAGCUGCACAUCACCAUCCAGACAUAUAUCACCACGGUGAUGCUGUAAGAGAAGAUAAAGAUUGGGGACUCCUCCAACUUGAUGCAGUCAGAGACCGGGUGGAAGUGACUGGUAAUCUGUUCCUGGUGUCAAUCGCGUUUGGUGACCACAGUCUACACCACCUCCUGCCCACAGUCGAUCACUCCAAGCUGCCUUACCUCUACCCUGCUUUCCUGGAAACUUGCAAGGAAUUUGGCAUUCCCUUUAAGCUUGUGCGGCAGUGGGACUUGUUUAUUGGCCGAUAUCAACAAUUGGCCAACAUUACCCCAAACCCUAACCCUCCAGGAUAUAAGAAAUCAUAAUCUAACAGAAGCUGAUCAUCAUGACAGAAUAGCUUACACCAAAUUUAUUGGUAAAGACGGGGGUAAGGCAGACCUAUUUUCUUAGUUUUAAAUGACUCUUUACUGUACAUUAUGUUGCAGUACAUGAGUAAAAUGGUGCAAAUGUCUUAUACCUCAGAAGAGUAAAGUUAUUCUAGACUAAGAUUUGUUAGUUUGAUAAGCAUUGGGAAUUUAAUUUUUAAUAAUUUAUUCAUCUGUAAUUACUACAGUAACUUAACAUUGUAUAUUUGUAGAAACAAAUGGAAAUUUUUAAAUUAUUUUGUGGGGACUUGUAUGCUAUAUUAAAAGUAUUUUAAGCAAAUCUGUGAUCUUUAAUUAGAAUCAAUAUUAAGUAUACGAAAUCAAAUUUCAGGCUGUCUAAGAAAAUCAAUUAAUAAUUGUGUACACUACUUAUGAUUAUACUGUACUGUACUUCAAUAUUUAACUUUCACUGACCCUGCGGGCCACCCGCAUCACACCGGGAAGUAGGCCGAGCAUUGCCGGUGAGCCCACAACCCAAUGUUAAACACUCUCUCACAAUGUUUAUACUAAUAAUAAGACUAAGCAAAAAAUUAAUGCAUGAUGCUGAGAGCAUAAUCACCCCACUCUGCUUGUUUUGGUUUUAUGAUGCUGAGAGCAUCAUCGGGAUACCAAAAUGUUAAGAUAGGUAGUGUACCCACAUCAUCCCUAACUGAAUUGAAUAAAAUAGCAUAGGAUUAGAUAUUGGGUCUGCAGCAAGACACGAGUUAACCAAACUGGACACAGCAUGAAAGAGUGUAUAAUACAUUAUUUGCACUAGUUUUUUGCACACAAUUAUUUGCACUAGUUUUUUGCACACAAUUAUUUGCACUAGUUUUUUUUUUUUUUUUUUUUCUCAUUUUAUUUAAUAUAAGGUUGUUCAGGCUUUGGACUUCGUAUCUAACCAAAGAUACAGGUACUGUAAGUAUAUCUUUGAUAAUAAGUUUUUUGUUUAGUUUGAUUAUUGCAGUUGUAUGCUUUUAUUAUAGGUUUUAUUAUAUAUUUGUAUAUGCAAGAUAAUUUUGUUUUUAAUAAGAUAUGCAUUCAAACAUUUGUUCACUCAAUAUACUGUAUUGAUAAUCUUGAGUGCUUGCCUCUGUGACUACAGAUUUCAUUCUAGUUCAUUGUGCCCGGCCUUCUAGCCAUUUAUACCUGCUAUGCUAAUUGUCUCUAAACAUUAAAGUUUUCUUCAUAUAUUAUUUUUAAGUUGUAGAUGUUGUAGAUGGAAGUGGCAUUGAAAAACCUCUUCAUAUAAUGCAUACCACCCAUAUAGGAUACAAGAAUUUCCCUGGAUUGCUACAAAUCAAUUGUUAUCCCCUCAGGAUCUAGCAUGUAGUGAUCAUAUCUCGUUUCCUCUCCUUUAAGGAUGAAUUUCUUCAGCUUGUCUUCAUAGUUGAGCCCUCUUAAUUUUUGGAAUUUGGCUUUAGUUGCAAACCUAUGAACUUGGAAUUACUUUUGUGCUCUAGGGUUUUGAGUCUGUGCUGGCUCUGCUUACUCAAGUAAUCAUUUCACAUAGGCAGUAUACAUUAACUUGAAAGCCAUCUUGUUAAGAGUCUUAAAUGUUCAUUCAUAAGUUCCCCAUGAACUGCUGAUAUUAUCCUGUUCACACAAACUCAUAUUAAAUGUUGCAAUUAUAUCCACUCAUAGAUUUUUUAUCUUAUUGUUUCUUGUAGUUGUCUUUUCCUUUUGUAGUUACAAGUCUCCUCUCUCUCCCUUCCCCAUCUUCAUUACAUUACACUUAUUUUGAUUGGAUUUCAUCAGCCAUUAAACUGCCCACUCCUGAAGUUUGUCAAGGUUUUCGUGUAGCAUAAACUCUACAUAAUCUGCAAAUAAUAUGUAAAAGCUCAUUCUGUUAGAUCUAAUUCUAGAAAACACACUUUCCACUCUUCUUUGGGCUGACAUAUCCUUUCUAAUUCUGAGUUUUUCUAUCCUGUUGAUCCUGGCCCCCGGCCAGGCUUGGGGAGUAGAACUCCUGAAACCCUCUCUCCAGGUACCUGGUCCAGUCUUUUCCCAUUAUCCCUGCGUCUCUCUUCAUCUUGUGUAUCGGCUUUUGUGAGGGACUGCAUUAAAAGCUUUCUGGCAGUCUGCCCAACCUUCAUUCAAUUUGCUUAUUUUAGCAACGUUGUAAAGUUAUUUAGGCUGGUGAGGCUCCCAGUGGUUCAGGGAGCCACAAUGUGCCCGAAUAUAGUUCCCCUUAAAGUUACUAAUGUGAAGGUGCACCACUGGGAGAGUACUUGUGUAUAAAUCACUUCAGGUAUUUUCACAUCUUAAAAAAUAUAUAUACAUAUUUUUUUCUCUCUACUCGCCUAGUUGUGCUUGUGGGGGUUUAGCUUUGGCUCUUUGGUCCCUGCAAAGGGGAGCUUUUUUGGUCCUUUGUGUGUGUGUGGUUUUCUUAUUACAGUAUAGUGUAGACUCAUGCCAAAGUGAAAUGCAAUCCUUAAAAUUGUGCAGCUUGUUCUAAAUAUAUCAGAUUUAUAACACUGAUGUAUUUAACUCGGUUACUGUAUCAGACUGUUAUAUAUGUUAAUGUUUAAGUUAUAUUUAUUUCAAAUUUGUAAUCAUUAAUUAAAUUUAAGAGUAACAUUUUAAUGGACAAUGGCAUAACAUGCACUUAUUAGUGGUUAAGAAUUUUAAAUAUUCGUUUAAUAAAUAUUUAUGUAUU